Plodia interpunctella (Indianmeal moth) is the source of this 4607-nucleotide messenger RNA. Its product is annotated as probable WRKY transcription factor protein 1. The record is from RefSeq and is a predicted model, not a curated record. The transcript is spliced from 5 exons. NCBI's taxonomy places the organism in Eukaryota, Metazoa, Arthropoda, Insecta, Lepidoptera, Pyralidae. The coding region runs from base 200 to 3493 and encodes 1097 amino acids.
CGUUAUCUGUCAAAACUUUGAAAUCGCUUGUAGGUACCUAGGUAUUUGUGUCGUUGACUUUGUGGACAUUCGUUCGCUUUAUUUUUAUUGUAAACAUUUUGUAAGAACUUAGGUAGGAGUUACGAACCUAAUAAAUUUAUUGUGAAGUGAAAUAUGAAUUUGGUUGUGUGACAGUUAAAUUUAUAUAAUUUAUAGAAACAUGUCGGACAGCGAUGUUGAUUUAUUGCCAAACAGUGUGUAUACGUUUCAGAAUGAAAGCACGACCGUAUCUGCCAGGGGCCCUAACAUUAAUGCUUCGAAUCUCACCGGUUUGAGCUUUCGUAACAACAUUAUGACAUCGACAAUGAAUAUUCCGCGUAAUUUUGAGAGACAGAAGUACUUGGAACAAAGUACAUAUUAUAGACACCCGUCUGCGGCCACUACUUCCCCACCAAUGUCGCUGCGAAGCGAAUCAAGUUUCAGGCCGAGGAAUUAUCAACAUAUGUAUUAUCCCCGUGGUAUGAGCUCCCAAAGAUCUAUGAUUAAUGGUAGAAGUGGUUCUCCAAUGUCAAUGAGGAGCAUAGAUUCCAAUGCUACUGUAAGUGCAGCAGACAUAGCAAUGGCCUUUAAAAAUAUGAAUUUUAACAAAUAUGACUUGAGAGUCAUUAAAGAUGCUUACAAUCAAUUCAUGAAGAGGAGAAUGCGUAGAAAGAUUGAAAAAAGAAGAAAUCUCAGACUAUUUCUAAAGGGUCAGCGUCGUAAGUCAGGCUAUGACUCCGGUGAGUUAGGCAGUGAUUCAUCAAUAAGCAGUGAUGAUGACCAAUCUACAAGAACUUCUGUAUACAAAGAUAAUAUGUCUAGUUGUAGGUCAACUAGGACUAAUUACUCAGACAUCAGAAAGACUAUGAGAGAUGGUAACUUAUACAAAGAUUGCACUGAUAAUUUUAGACAGAACACAUUUAAGAACAUGUUAGGUGUUGCACCAAGCACUGCACCAAGAAAUGCAAUUGUUCACUCAAAAAACACAGACCCAAGUGAGCAACCUCUAACACAAAAAGACAGAUUUAAGUCUGGAUUUUUAUUACCAUCACAAAGAUUCAACCAAUCUGUAGCAUCAGUUCCUAUUCCAGAAAAACAAAGUAGGGUACGAAAUUUACCAGUAAACCAAAGAAAUGAUUUGGAAUUUCAUCACAACACUACAAGAAAUGAUAGUGAAAUGGAAAGUGAACAAGAAGAAAUAUUCUCAGAAAUCACCAUAAAAGAGAAAAUUAUGAAUAUUACAAGUGUACAUGGAACACACAAUGUAGAUCCCCGAAAACGAUGCAUUGAGGUAGAUGAAGUCAUGUCACAGAAUAAAAGAAGUAAGUUAUCAUCUCCUCCAAAGAACAACAAUAACAUACAACAAAAACCUGAAAAUGGAUCUAAAAAUAAAAACUGUAAUGAAUUUGAAUUCCUUAAACCGCAAUUCCCUGUAAGAAAGUCUAGUAAUAUUAAAGUUAAAGAGACUUUGUUAGCAAAAUCAACUGCACCAUUUAUCGAUGAGGUAGUAUGCGUAGAUAAUGUAUUGAAACUACCAGUAUCUGAGCUUCACCAUGACCAGAAUGAUGAAAAUAAAGAAGCUAAUGACCAGCCUGAUUUAACACAGCAAUCAAGUGAUUUGUCAAUGAGACCAAGUUUCAUCAAAAGAAAGCUAUACACACAAAAAUUAGAUAUGUUGGAAAGUAAAAAUCUUAGCAGUGAUAACCUUGGGGCGAAUAGUCCUCAGAUGAAUGUAUACAGUUCCAUACAAAAAGAAAAGAAUAGAGCAAGAAAGCUAGUGACUAACCAGUCCUGUUUAAGUCGAGAUGUUAGGGAAGACAACAAUCUCUUGGAUUUGAUACAUAAGAUUGUACCUCCAGACCGUAUGAAUGUUACUAAUGUGACAAGCAAAACUGAAGCCAACAAUAUUGCCAAAAAUAAGUCUGAGGAUGAUAGAUGGGAUGUGACAUCUGUUAUGAAUACUUACGAUAAUGAUGAUGUAAGUGAUACAUAUACAGAUGAAGAGAUCUUUAAUAAUGAAAAUAGCAAAAAACAGUCAAUCAGUAAUGAAGAUAAUAUUAAAGUGAAACAAACUGAGAAUAAACAAACUAAUGACAAGAGGAUAACAAAAGAAAAGAAUCCAAUGAAUGAGAAGAAAGGGGAAUGCAAAGCUGUUAAUGAGGAAUUGUCCGAAACUAUUGAAAAGAAACAAACAAAGGAAACAAAAUCAAUAAAUCAGAAGUUAGGACAAUGUAAAGUCUUAAUUGAGAAAUUGCCUCAAAUAAAAAAUCUCAAGAAAAAUCCAGCAACUGAGAAAGAAAAUAGUAAAGAUCCAAAAGAUGCAAAUAAAGAAAAUAUAUACAACUGUGUGAAAUCAUUCUGGGAUACAGAUUUUGAAAGUGAUGUUGAUACUGGACCUAUGUCUACAGAUAACAGAGUUAAGGAAAAAGAAACUAGAAAUCAUGGUUUAAUUCAGAAAGCUGUAAAUAAUGUAGUGAACAAAACCCAUGACACAAACCAGUCCAAAUUUGUUUGGAAUAACAAAUCAAAAACUGCUGUCACAUUAAAAUCACACAGUUUUGUUGGCCAGGUAAAGGCAGUUAACAUAAACAAAAGUUUCACAAAGAGGUCCAAUGAAAAGCACAAAAAUGAGAAUUUACAAUCAAAGGAUAAGUUAACCAAGGCUUCAGAUAAAACUGCUGAACCACGGAAGAAGGCUUCAUGUAAAAACAUUGUUUUAGAUACAUACAAUUCCACUGUAAGUAAUAAUACUCAAAAUGAAAGUGUCAUCGACGCCAAUAAUAAAACUCAUGCAACACAUGCAACAAAGAAAAAUGAAAAACUGUGUGUGGACAAAAAUGAUAAUUUGAAAUCUCUCCCACAAGAAAAAGAAAAAGCUUCAAAGCGUCUUAAAAAUAAAACACAAGCCAAUGAAGUGGAUAAGAAAAUUUCUUCUAGAAAACUUCCACAUAGCCCAAGAGAGUUUUCAUGCUGUAAAGAACCUAUACAUGACAGUAAAAAGGCAAAAAAGGAAGUUGUGACGAAAGCUAAAAAUAAUAAAACUGCAUUAGAUAACUAUAACUCUACAUUCAGUGACAACACUUUGGACGAAAUUAUAAAAAAGGGUAACAGGACCCGGGCAUUACGGGCUACCAGAAAAAAAAAGGUAGAAAAUUCUAUAUUAGAUGACUUAAAAAGAGACGACAGUCAAAUGCUGAAUAUGACACUUAGGUCAAGACGAGUAGAUACAUCAUUUGCUAAAGGCAACAAUGAGAAAACUAAAUUACCUAAGAAAGCAGAAGUGAAAGCAAGAAAUAUUCCGAACAGUUCUCAAACCAAAGACACUCAGACGAGGAACAAUAAAUCAGUAGUUACUCCUGUUAAAAAUCAGAAAACCGUUUCUAAGAAUAUAAGGAUAAGACAAUCACCUAGGAUACAUAAUAAAGCUGUAUCAACUGUACCUCCUAUACAUAAACGUGCAGUAAAAUGUAAAUAGUACAUUUAUAAUAUUAGGCGAGGUAUUUGUCUAUGCAUUUGAAUGUUUUUCUCGAUUUUGUCGAUUCUGCUAAUGUUAAUCAAAUUUGUGCCUCAAUACUGCUCUGUUAUCACUUUAAGAGACAUUUGGCCAAAUUAUGAUUUUAGUGAAAGCAUGGUGCAGAAUACCUAUUUACCGAACCCGAAAUAGGCGCCGCGAGAUGUGGGCAUGUAAAAUUUUAUUUUUUUAAGAUUAAAUUUUAUUGUACCUGGAGUACUUUGGUAUUAUAACUAUUAAUAAUUGUAUUGUACCUAUACCAUUUUAUAUACCUACCUCAAACUUCUGCAACAUUAUUUGGAUUGUUACUUGCUUUCUUUUCUGUUGAAGUUCAUAAUAUUCAUCCAUUAAUUGAAUAAUAGCCCGAGAAGACUAGACAAGGGUAGUGUGCACAUGAGAUAGAAUAUGAGCGAAAUGGAAGUUAUUACGACAUCGUUAGUUUUCUUUGUAAGACUUAUUUAUUUACGAAGAAAUCAUGUUAAAAAAACUGGUAUUAAAUUCAGUCAUAUAAUGUGGAUUGUGGGGCUACAGCUAUAACACCGCCCUGGGAAUGUGGUGCCUCAUUGGUCCUCACAAAUUUAGCCGAGUCGGUACGCGGCGAUUAAAUUUGUGAGGUCGAUUAAACGUACACGUCGAUUAAAUUAAAAAUUAUAACGAUUACUUCCAUUAAUAUAUUUUUUUAAAAUUACGGUCUCUCUUAGUAGUUUUCUGUUUAAUUUAGAUUUUAGUUUAUAGAAAUAUGAUAUUAUUGACAUGGAUUGGAUUAUUUAAAAUGUUGUGUAGUUAAUUUCAUUUUUCGAUGUUCAGAGUUCAAUACAAAAAUCUAAUCUUACCUUAUAAUGCCCCAUCUAAAUUGUCUACUUGUUCCAUUAGAUUUUCUUUUUGUUGACCUAUGAUUUUUACUUUAAUUAUUAGUCGAUCUGGCUAAAGUUUCAUGUUUUGUAGGAUAGGAUUUGAAUGUAAAAUAUAUAAAGUAAAAUCAGGAUAAUGUACUAUUAGUUAUGUGGGAAAUUGUGGAAAGGUGGAAAUUAUUAGGCUUACAUUACUAUCGCUUAUGUGUGUGAAAGAUUUUAACUGG